This is a messenger RNA of Tympanuchus pallidicinctus (lesser prairie-chicken), 3030 nucleotides long. RefSeq names its product antigen-presenting glycoprotein CD1d-like. Lineage: Eukaryota; Metazoa; Chordata; Aves; Galliformes; Phasianidae. Gene Ontology annotation, biological process: positive regulation of T cell mediated cytotoxicity; antigen processing and presentation, exogenous lipid antigen via MHC class Ib; immune response. The transcript has 7 exons. The coding region runs from base 913 to 2229 and encodes 438 amino acids. Gene Ontology annotation, molecular function: exogenous lipid antigen binding; endogenous lipid antigen binding; lipopeptide binding. The record is from RefSeq and is a predicted model, not a curated record. Gene Ontology annotation, cellular component: external side of plasma membrane.
UUACGCAUGCGCCAGUUUUAGCUCUACAACACGCAUGCGCCUGUUUUAGAACAACAGUGCGCAUGCGUCAGUUUUAGUACAGUUGUACGCAUGCGGCUGUUUUGGCUCAACAGGGCGCAUGCGCCAGUUUCGAUAGACUAAUACGCAUGUGCCAGCUUUGGCGCUACACUACGCAUGCUCUUUUAUCGAUAUUUCACUUGUUUUACGUUUAAAGGCCAUCAUGUAAAUACUUUAGUAUUUGGUUUCCUAAAAUCUGGUGCUCCGCGGGGCACCACCGAUCACUACAGAUCAGCGGGGGAAGGAGGAGAGUCUGAGGUGGCCAGCGCGCACAUUGCGCUCCAGGAGCUCCUCUGAUCCCUCUCAGCUCCCUAAAGCCGCCAACAACGCUUCCGCCCCUCAUCACAGCGCGGUGCAGUUCCUCACUUUGGCCACGCGGUGGCAGUAGAGACCGCGGAAAGGGCUUCUCCAUUCUGGUUUCAAGUGACGAACACAAAGUUAAACGGGGGGAUUGGGUAGAAAUGAAGAACAAAUGAGUAAGAAAAAGAAGAAGAAGAAGAAAAGAAGAAAAAAAAGAAGAAAAAAAGAAAAAGAAGGAACAAUUCUCCAAACUCAAGAAACCUGUGUUAACUGCUUAUGAAUAUCUCAGGGCCAUUAGUGUCUGAAGGACAGUGGAGUGCUGCUGGUGGGCUGGUCUCAGUGUGCCUCCUCAUGUUCCUUGUCCCUGCAGUCCAUUCUGAUGCGUCUCCUGGUCCCAUGCUCCUUUCAAGUGACUCUUGGUCUUUGGAGGUCUCCCACUGGAGACUGACCUCAAAGUCACCUCAGGCAGGAUUGCUCCUGGGACAGACUUACAAGAGGAGGAGACCACUUGUGCCAUCCCUAUGUGGUAACCCUUGAGGUUUCUUCGGUUCAGCCAUGGGCCAGAAAGAAUCCUUCCAGACCCAUAGCCUGAAUACCUCAGCCCAGCUCCCUGCAGAGGGCACCUCAGGGACCUCCCCAAAACCUCAGCACAGAACCUAUUGGCUGCUGUGGCCACCCAGUGCCACCAGCAAGGCGAGAGCUGCCUUGAGAAGUGAGCAGUCCCUUCAUCAUCCUGCUGCAUCUGUGAGGAGCUGCACUGCAGACACCAUGCAGCCCCAUGCCAUCCUCCUUCUGUUCUUCUUCCCUGGGACCUGGGCAGAGCCAGAGGGCUCCCACAUGCUCAAGCUUCUCCAUUUCGCCACCUUCCAAAACAGCACCUCCGUGCUUGUGGGAGGACUGGGACUCUUGGGGGACGUGGAAAUGGGGUCUCUGGACAGCCGCACUGGGAACAUCCACUACUACCGGCCCUGGCUGCGCCCAUCCUUGCCGAAAGGUGACUGGGAUGUCAUCGAGAGCUCCAUCAAGUCAUACGUGAGAGAUUUCAGCAAGCUGGUACAGAUGUACACCACAGUGCCCUACCCUUUUGUCUUCCAGUCCUCCAUAGGCUGUGAGCUCCAGUCCAACGGGACCAUCAGGACCUUCUUAGACAUUGCUUACGAGGGCCAGAAUUUCCUCCGUUUCUGCCUGGACAAAGGCACUUGGGAUCAGAUGCAACAUAACCAGUUGGCAGCCAUAGCUGAGCACCUGAUGAUGAACGCCAGCACUCUCAAUGAGGUGAUCCAAGUGCUCCUCAACAACACCUGUGUGGACAUUCUGAGAAUUUUCAUCCAGGCUGGGAAAGCAGAUCUGGAGAGACAAGUGCCACCCAUCGCUGUGGUCUUUGCCCGCACGGCCGGCCCAGCGCAGCUCCUGCUGGUUUGCCGUGUCACCAGCUUCUACCCGCGGCCCAUCACCGUCACCUGGCUGCGGGACGGCAGAGAGGUGCCCCCGAGCCCGGCGCUGAGCACCGGCGCUGUGUUACCCAACGCCGACCUCACCUACCAGCUCCGCAGCACCCUGCUGGUGUCCCCCCGGGACGGGCACAGCUACGCCUGCCGCGUGCAGCACUGCAGCCUGGGUGACCGCAGCCUCCUCGUCCCCUGGGAGCACUCCAAGCGGGGGCUGAGCGCUGGGCUCGGGGCGGUCCUGCUGCUGGCUGCGGCCGCCGUCGCCGCAGUGUUGGUGUGGAGAUACAGGAAGCGGCAGCGCUUGGACGAGGAGCGCAGCAUCCCUCCGGAGGAGCACCGGAGCGCAGUGCAGGAUGGGACAGCCGCGGGGCACUACGGGGGCUGCGGCCGCGGAACGCCCGGUGAGGGGAGGGGGCACAGUUGAGUGCUUCUCAGCGCUGCACCUCGUGAAGGCGCCCCAGUGCUCGCGGCAGCUCCCCCAGCCCUGAUAAAGGUACCCACCUGCCCACGAGCAGCGAGCUGCACCCUCCCAUUGGCACCUUCUGCAUUUUAUUGCCCACCCACCGCCUUUAUUAACCCUAUUCCGGAGAUAUUUGUGCCCAAUUCCCCCUCCAGCGACGCCCACCAGCGGCGCUGGAAGUGCUGAGCAGCACUGAGCUCUACUGUGCUCCGAGAGGAAAGCGAUGCUCAAACACUGCCUUGCUCACCAUGGAGAUGUGGGUGUGAGUGGGAUUUGGGUGAAAACAGGCAGGUUUGAGGCAAACGGAGCGUGGAAUAAAUGAAUAAUUAGACCCAUAGGUUGUGCGGAAAUCCCAGCCCACAAGUACUUCCUCUGUGGGCAUAACCGUGCUGUGGGGCGAGGUGCUCCCAGAUGAUGGGGGCAGCACCCCAAUCUCAGCCCUGGGAGGAACCCAUCCGCGCUCCUGAACAAUUCCGGCUCUGAAAGCAGUGGAUCCCAGCAGUUCCUCUGCGCACCUCUGGGCAGAACGGGGCUGGGAAGGGGCAUGCAGAGGGAAGGGGCUCGAGGGAAAGCCAAGAGGGAGUGAGGAGAAGUGGUGCCCAGAGGGUACACGCACCAUGGGAGCACCUGAGGGCCUCCGGGGCUCAGCCCUCACCUGGGAAGUCAAAACUCCACAUUCUGGGGUCACCGCAGUGUCACCGGGGUCUGAGUGGGCAGAAGCCCCACAGCCCUUCAGGGACACCAAUUGCAGUCAGGAGGGACAGC